Trichomycterus rosablanca is the source of this 2916-nucleotide messenger RNA. RefSeq names its product zinc finger protein 507 (gene znf507). The transcript is spliced from 6 exons. The record is from RefSeq and is a predicted model, not a curated record. Gene Ontology annotation, biological process: positive regulation of transcription by RNA polymerase II. Gene Ontology annotation, cellular component: nucleus. Bases 1 to 2844 code for a protein of 947 amino acids. Lineage: Eukaryota; Metazoa; Chordata; Actinopteri; Siluriformes; Trichomycteridae.
AUGGAAGACAGCAGUGGCGUUGCCAUCCUGGUAUUUCACUCCAAAGGCCAGCAGGAGGUCUUCAUCCCUGACUCUCACAGUCAUAACACGGAGGACAAACAGGAGCAGCAAAAGAACAGACAGACGGCAGACUCUCUCAUUCACGUCAUCGAAAAGCUCAGUAAGAUAGUAGAGAAGCAGCCCAAGAGGUGCGCUCUAUCCGGGAAGAAGUGCCCGUCCACGCCCUCCACCCCGGUGACCGUGACGGGCAUCACAGAGGAGAGUCAAGAUGCCUCACUGUGCAAGAGAGCCAGGACUCAAGGACUGCCAGAUCAGACAGAUCAAACAAAACAGGAGGCUUCUAAUCAAAGCGCUCAGAUUGUGACCUGUUACCAGUGCAGCCUGUGCCGCUUCCUUUCCCCGACGUUAAGCGCACUGAAGGAGCAUUUGAAGCAGCACGACGAGCAGAAGAGCGACCUGGUUCUGGUUUGCUCAGAGUGUCGAUUUACUUCCAGCCACCACGAGGAGCUGGAGGCGCAUGUCAGGUUGCAUACUAACGCAUCGCCAUCAGAACGAGGUUCUGGAUCCAUAAAGGAGAACUUGACUGAGAGAAUGGGAGUGUAUACUAUCAAGACCGAACCUGAGAAAAGGCCAGGAGUGCCUCCUAAGAAGUGGUACAGCUACGAGCAGGGUCGGUAUCGCUGCCUGAUCUGCAGCUAUGAGUGUAUGCAGCAGCGCAAUCUUAAAACACACGCCUGGAAGCAUGCUGGCUUGGUGGAUUGCUCCUACCCCAUAUUCGAGGAUGACGACGACCAGCGGGACGCACCUCCUGUGUACAGCCCUUCACUGGAACACCUUAGAGAAGAUGAUUCUAUUGUUGUCCUGGCACCUGUCGGAGAGAGGGCGCAGAUUCUGCACGGUACUUCGUCCAUUCAAGUUGAAGUGUGCCCAUCAGAAGGUGUCAAAUGCGAUACUGAAUCUGUGGCAAAGGAUGCCUGCCAAGAAGCCGCGUCGAAGGAACCCCCUGGUGUGGUCCAGGUGACCCCCGAGGCGCAGAGGGAGCUAGAGCUUGAGACAGAGAGCCGGCAUACCACCGCUGACAGCUUGCUCUCCUCGGCACAGAAGAUCAUCAGCUCCAGAGGCAACAGUGCCGGUCACGUCAACGUCAUCGUAGAGAGACUACCUUGCCACGAGGAGCACGUGGCCACCAAGUCUCUGCUUCUCAACCCGGAAGCUUCCGGAUACAAGAACUUGCUCGCUUCCCAGGAGGCGAGCCUAGACAACAAGCUUCACCAUAUGUACUGUGGUGAACAGGUCGACUGGAGCGGUAGCAACAAGCAGGAAACGGACAAGGACGUCUCCGAUCCACUUCCGGACGAGAACGUCCCUCCUACGCGCAGACGGACCCACUCGGAGUGCCUACGACUGCAUUCCUUGGCUGCCGAAGCCCUCGUUGCCAUGCCCUUAAGGACCCCGGAGCUGAAUAGGACCUCUCUCGGAGACACCUCAAGCUUGAUCUCUGAUACGGGUCAAAAAAUCGAGUCGUCCGACGCCUUAGCCGCGACAGGAGAGCUUGUGCCUGGGAUCGGAGGUUCACCCACUGUUCUGAACCUUGGUCAAGGCUCCAAGGAAGACUUGCUAGUUGAAGGACCUUUUAAAGCUGGGAUCAGCACAUCGUUGCUGACCGUCAUCGAGCGCCUACGUGAACGGUCGGAUCAGAAUACAUCUGACGAGGAUAUUCUGAAGGAACUGCAGGUCAACGCCCAGGUGCAAAAUGAUAGCAGAGACUCUAGCGAGGUGGCAGAGAUUGGAGGUGGAGAUUCCUCCACUCCUACAGAUGCCAGCCUGGUGGACUACAUUGCUGGAAGUGACAGACCCUACCGCUGCCGCCUGUGCCUUUACAGCAGUGGGAACAAGGGCUACGUCAAGCAGCACCUGAGGGUGCACAGGCAGAGGCAGCCGUACCAGUGCCCCAUCUGCGAGCACAUCGCCUGCAACAGCAAGGAUUUGCAGAGUCACAUGAUCCACCACUGCAAGAGUCGCAUGUACCAGUGCAAGCACUGUAUGGAGACGUUUCACUAUAAGAGUCAGUUAAAGAACCACGAGAGAGAGCAGCACGGGGUGAGCGAUGCUGUACCCGUCGGUGAAACCACGCCAAGCCCCGAGGAGACGGAAAAGAUGAUGGAUGAGGGCAUCACCAGCGAGCAGAAAGUGUUUAAAUGUGAUAUGUGUGACUACACCAGCUGUACGUACGUUGGCGUGCGGAACCAUCGCAGGAUUCACAGUUCGGACAAACCAUAUAGGUGCUGCGGCUGCGACUUUGCCACCACCAACAUGAACAGCCUGAAGAGUCACUUAAAGAAACACCCGCAGAAACACCAGGCGCUACAGCUGCUCGAGCAGUACAGCUGCUCCCUCUGUGGGUACGUGUGCAGCCACCCUCCGUCCCUCAAGUCCCACAUGUGGAAACAUGCUGGAGAUCAGAACUACAACUACGAACAAGUUAACAAAGCCAUAAACGAGGCUAUCUCCCAAAGUAGCCGAUCUCUGGCUGUGCCUUUGAAAUCGACACCGGAUCCAGCGCUGGAUCGCUCGUACGUCACCCAGGACAAGAAAGACGCCACGUCGCCGGAUCCAACCCAGAGAGGACAGGGCGUACCGGUAAGGAAGGACGACGCGGGGCACCCGCGGGCGGCCGCGGAGUACUGCGUUCUGCUCUUCUGCUGCUGCAUCUGCGGAUUCGAGUCCACCAGUAAAGAGCAGCUGAUGGAGCACAUGAAGGAGCACGAGGGGGACAUCAUUAGCAUCAUACUAAACAAGGAGCAGCAGGCUAACGUCCCGGGACAGUCCGGCACGGUGCAGUGAGACGUGCAGGAGCGUCUCCAGAUCUAAACCUCUUCAUGUAAGGGCCAGUAACUUUUGCACACGUUUAUUUUU